Molecule: messenger RNA, 6624 nt
Organism: Pseudoliparis swirei
Lineage: Eukaryota; Metazoa; Chordata; Actinopteri; Perciformes; Liparidae
Gene: cables2b
Product: Cdk5 and Abl enzyme substrate 2b
Exons: 10
Coding region: 133-1692 (519 amino acids)
Biological process (GO): regulation of cell cycle
Source: RefSeq, a predicted model, not a curated record
CUAUGACGUCUCCCUGCCCAGGCCAAUGGGAGUGGCGCAGGGCGUAAAGCCGUCUCGCGCCGGGUAAAAGGGAUUUGACAGAAGCAGGUCUGGAGCUCAGCCUCCGGUUGACUUCCUCGGUGGGUCGGCGGCAUGGCGGCGGCUGCUGCAUGCCAGCACAGCGCUGUGAUAACCGGUAGCGGCAAAAAGACGCAUAGUAACCGGGAACACAGUCGGAGGAACCGGGAGAACUCACGCCGGAGACAAGCCGCUCUUUUAUUUCUUAGCAACAUCUCUCUGGACGGACGGCCAGUCCAGAGUAAUCCGGCAGAACAUGCUGGAAGCCGCCACCACAAAGACGCCGACUUGGAGGGAGCAGCGGCCGAGCUGUGCCCGGAGCUCGGUAACCCGGGACGCUACGGGACAUCCUCCGGGUUGGCAGCGGCCGUGAGCUGCGGGAACGUUAAUCCCUCCCCGGGAACGAGGACGGGUCUCCUCAACAUACCGCCUAUCCUCAUCCUGCCGUCAGACACGGGGUGCAACGACGUGGGAAGCGCAGAGGUGCUGCUGGACUGUAACCUGCUGUCGCCGUCCCCGUCCAGCGCCAGCAUGCUGCUGUCGCCACUGGGACCGCGGAAGUCUUCCACGCUGCUGUCGGUUCAGAGCUGCAACUCGGUGUCCUCGGAGCCGCGCCAAAGGACUCGGAACCUCUCUGGUGGCUCUCCGAAACCUCGACACGCCAAGAAGAUCCACUUCAUUAAAAACAUGAAACAAUACGACACAAGAGGCAGCAGGAUCGUCCUGAUCUGUGCGAAGAGAUCUCUGUGCGCCGCCUUCUCUGUUCUGCCCUACGGAGAAAGCUUUUACCUCAGUGAUCCCACAUUAAACCACCCCAAAAGGAGGCACUCGUCUGGGAACAUCUCUACCACCCUGGAGAUGCUACCAGGGCUGGAGGGUUUUCAACUGGACAUCUAUGGCAGGUCUGUGUCGUACGCCCAGUUCCUGUUCCCCACGAACGCCCUGGUGAGGCAGAAGCCGUCGUCAACCUGCGACCUGACACUGCAGAUUCCAGUUUCAAGGAGUACGCCCAGCAUGCCGGGCAGGAGCUGCCCACCCAGCAGACUAAACAGCGCCGUGGGACUGGACCUGGGUCUUGAAGAUGUGACGGACUACGACCCUAACCUCCUCAGUGACCCCCAGUGGCCUUGUGGGAAACACAAACGGGUGCUGAUCUUCGCCUCCUACAUGACAACGGUAAUAGAAUACGUCAAACCGUCUGAUCUGAAGAAAGACAUGAACGAGACGUUUAAGGAGAAGUAUCCUCACAUUAAACUCACUCUCAGCAAGAUACGCAGUCUGAAGAGAGAGACGAGAGUCGUCGGGGAAGAUUGCGGCAUGCAGCCCGUCACCAUCGCCAUGGCGUUCGUCUACUUUGAGAAGUUGGUGCUGCAGGGUCGACUCAAUAAACAGAACAGGAAGUUGGUGUCCGCUGCCUGCAUCCUACUGGCUGCUAAGAUCAGCAGUGACCUCAAGAAACAGGAAGUCAAACACCUCAUCGAUAAGCUGGAGGAGCGCUUCAGGAUCAGCAGGAGGGAGCUGAUAUCGUUUGAGUUCACCAUCCUGGUUGCCCUGGAGAUGGCGCUCUAUCUACCUGAGAGCAAAGUCAUGCCACAUUACAGGAAGCUGGUGCAGCUGCAGCAGUCAAAGCAGUGACGCACUGACCCCUCCCUCCAGGGACCCUCGGCAACGUCCACCUCCACAGGAUGAUGGGCGUGGCCGUGUGACGCCUGGCUCAGAGGUACUGAGUACCACCUCCUCUGUGACCCCAGAGGUCAUCCGCACCGUGGCGGUCGUGCGACAGCUCGGACGACAUCGCCUUCACCAAAGUGACGACACACGGGAUCGACGCUGCAGGACUGAUGCACGAGAAUCCCUGAUGGUCAGAUUCAUCAUAAAGCUCAAAAUCAUGUCUUUCUUCAAGGAAGUUUAGUUUUUGUUGUUGUGCGGUUUCCCUCAACAUCUUCUUUGAAGAGAUUUUAGUCAUGGAAACUCCGCUGAACGCAGCUCUCUAAGGAUUGCUGGUUUAAACGGUUCAAACGGCAGAUUUCUUUAUCAUUUUGGUUCAAUCUGAAUUCAUGUGGAACGUUUGUGAAGCUGUGUUGAACAGUUUUGAGUAAUUCCUUCUGAAAUCUCUGUUUAUGAGAACGUGAGUAACUAUUGCCCCAAAGGUCCAACGGUUUCCUUCCCAUCAGGAUUGUACCGCUGUACCUUCUUCACAUUGUACAGGAUAGCUUCUCAAUUUAGUUCCAAACUAAAUCUGAUUUUCACAUUCACAUCGAAUCAAAAAUAUUGCCGUAGCGUUUUCAAAAUGACUAUUUGCUUCAGAGUCGACUGUUUGUGAAACAGAGUGGGCCAAAGACACUGAGAUGGAGGAUAAACGUAUCCCUCCUUAAUUUGUUUAAAAACAAAGUAUUGUACAUUUGACAAUCAUUGCAUUUCAAAGCAUCUUCAAUUAAUCGUCCUGAGAGUUUCACAAUAUUCACUUAUUGCAGUUCCCAGUAGUACCUCCUUCUAUCUCGUCCUCUCGUGAGACUGCUGUCUCUGGCAUUAAUGGCGUUGCGUCGGCACUUUUCCGCGUGCCGUCCUGAUGUUGCAUCUCCAGCCGGAUUCCUUCUGAAUAAUUGUCAUGAUUUUUUUGAGGCUUCUGCUUGUUUUUUGAAGAUGUUUACACAGCCGCUCCACCCUUCCUCACUGCUCUGAUCAAACUUUAAUUAUCGAGGCGUAGGUUCACUGGUUCACAUGAGCCCGCUUUACUGUAACACAUAUUUAGAUGUUUAAGUGCCUUGCCUAUUUUGCCUGUCCCGCGGAUCCAGGGAUUCAAACAGGCAACUUCUUCUUCACCUCUCCUGUAUUUUGACCUCUGACAUUGUCAUCCCUCCACCAGCAGACCGCUGCUCACUCUGGUGUUCGCAGAGGAUCAGUGCGUCUUCAGAAAAGUGCUGCGGCGACGAGAGGAAGAGUUCAAAUCCCACGAAACCGAUGACGCCGUCUUGAUGAAACAUGACAUUGAUUACACAAAUGAGUUCCCUCCUGUCCUGUGUGCGUCGUUGAGGUCAUGUGAACACGUCCCUUUGCAGGACGAUGGGCUCCAUUUCCAGGCGUCUUCAGAUGCAACCUGAAAGGUUUCCUAUGUUGAGGUUCUCCAAUGUCCCAAAGUGACGGAAUCAUUUUGAUACGAUGCUGAAUCCUGAACACAACUCGGUUGUCAUGAGUCGUGCUUUAUUUUUACCCAAAUUCACAAACUCCAGCACCUCAAAUAUGAACGUUUGUUGGUUUUCUGUCUUGUUUUGGCAAAACAAACUAUUUGAUUAUUUUAACCUGGGCUGUUUUUUCACUUUUUUUCUGACAUUUUAAAGACGUUACAUUUAAUCAAUUAUUUGAGAGAAUAAAUUACGGCUGGAGGCUAUGAAACAGAUGUUGAAAAGCCCUGAAACAAACACACCAGCUCACUUAAGGCACAACAGGCCUGUAUUAACUUAUAUUAUUACGAUUGUUGUUAUUAUGUUUCUGGGAUAGUUUAUUGGAGGGAACUUGGUGUAGCUACAGACUUCCUGAGGCAACAUCAAGUACCAAAAAAGACCUUCCUGUUCAUAAACUACCAUAGAGAACUCAUUAUUUAUCCUGUUAUUUAUUAUUUUAUUGUAUCAUAAAGGGACAAAUAUUUAACCAGAGGCCUCCAACAAGUUGUUUGUGCCUGUUGUUCCUCCAUGCAGUAAAAUCGGCUUUAUCCAAAACCAAAGUGAGUAUUUUCUUCUCGGAGUGGUCUCCAUCUUUCAUAGACGGCCAUGUUGGAGGAGAGACGGCAGCACAAACGCUUCCUGUCGGGCCUCUGUUGUUGUUGUUGUUGUUGUUGUUGCACUUUUGCCUUUUUUCUUCACAAUCCUGACUCUUGAUUUCAUCACGAAGUCACGAGGUUAAUCAUAUUUUUCUACGUUAAAUGUGUAAAUAUUUUUUUAUUGAAAGCUGACCGAUUCACUGAGAUGUAUUUAUUGCUAAUAAUCCUCGAGAUGAAGAAUCGUGUUUACAAUAAAACAGUCAAAGCAGAUCAUCCAACCGGAAACAAUGUUCUGGUUUUAAAAUGUUCUUCUUCAUCUUGAGGUUUCACUCCGACGGUCUUCCACAGAUGUUGUGUUCUCCUGCGUGUUGAAGGCACGUUGUUGUCUUCUGGCCGCUGACGUGGUGUCCUGUUUCAAGUGGUCCUCUUGCAUAACAAUGGGAUUCAAGUGGAGUUUGGUUUUGGUUAUUUCAAACAUAACGUGUUCUGAUCCUCUCCGACUUGCCAAUCUGCAACAACAAAGACUCAAGUGGGAAGAGGGUUUCAUGAGCUUGAAUUAGACAAUCUAGGCUGCACCGAGUCGUUCGAAGCUUCAUUCAUUAUGUUGACGUUCAAAUUUGAAAUCGACAUUUUAACAGCUUCUUUUUUGUAUGUUUAUUUAUCGUGUUGAAACUUUGCAUUUCUGCACAGUUGCGGUUAAAUACGCGGCUACUCAGUAUUUCCACUCAUUCUGCAGCAACGUGUGAGCUGCGCACAGUCUCCUCUGCUGUCGCAUGCAACCAAGUUGAUUUGAUGAGAGAGAAAGAUACUGUCAUUUCAUCUGAUGGAUCACUUUAUUCAAAUUGAGGAUGUUUUUAUUAUUAUCUUGGGUUGAUGACAGACAUGCAACUCAUUCUAAAAUUCCAAAAGAAUCUUUAAAUGUGACAAUUCGGUACAGCCUUACUAAUCAGUAAUGUAUAAAAGAAGGAAUAAAUAUGGCCUUGGGUUCAGUUAAGUUCACGUUUGGUAAACCGGUGGUGAUAUUGUCUUUAUUUUUAUUUUGUUUUUUAUGUUUUUUUACAGUCAACAUUUUCCAUGAAAAGGCCAAAACCAACAAUGUGUUGUCGGAUUGUUGUUGUCUGUCUCUCUGAACUUGACUUGCCUCCUCGAUCUAUAGCGCUCAGCCAGAAGCACAUUGUUCUGACUGAAGAUAUACAUUCUAUUAUUUUUUUGAAAUACUCACAUUUCUUUAAAAAAAGGAUCCUUCAUUUCUUGACUAGCUUUUAGAAAAUGCUACUCAAACUGCAGUAAAUGGGGAACUUACUAUUUUCAUUGGUCGAUGACUUGCAUUUGUUUUUGAGAGUUUGUGUUCCUCCACUCUGAGGCGUUGAGACGCCGACACCUGCUAAGUGGAAACAUCGAUUGUUGGUCUUUCAUGAGAUGUGUUGAAAGUUAAAAGAUAUUAAAUAUCACCAGACUAUCCUUUCAAGGAUCAUGUUCAACCCUUUUCAUAUAAAUCAUGAGUAUUUCAUCACUGCUUAUUAUUUACAAAAAACAUAUUGUAGUUUUUAUAAUGUAUUUGUGUGUCCUUCUAUGCAGCCACUGUUUGACAUUAUUCUGGUAAAUCAUGCAGCACACUCUUGGAACUCGUGUGCGUCCGUCCAAUCUCUUCUUCCAGUGAAAUGAUAAUACGAUGCAAAGUGUUUGCAUCAAUCUGCACAACAAUUGCAUUAUAAUUGUAAAGAUUAUGCGAUGAAAAAUAAAAUACAACUUAAAGUUGUAACAAUGAGUAGAUUAAUGGAUAAAUCCACUGACAGAAAAUCACUGUGGAACUAUUUUAAUCAUGCAUUAUCUUUAUGUCUCAGCUAAAAUAUUUGAAUAUUUGCUGGUUUUAAGGGUGCGAUGUGAUGUUUGUACUAAAUUAAACUAGUGGAUAAGAAAACAAUUUCAUUACAAAUGUUGUGUUUGUCACAUGUUUGAAAAUCGUCAGCAGAAAUAAAAAUGUUACAUAAUUUGGAGUUUAGGAGCUAAAACUUGCAAGAACAGGAAACCAUGUUGCAUUUAAAGAGGUUUGGGUUUUCUAUCCUGCUGCUUUAAGCAGUGAAGAACUUCAUAGCGUCAUGUUAACUGUUAACUGUCAAAUACAUUAAAGAAAAAAGCACAUUUUGGCAAUAAACAGCUGCGAUUCCUGUUGAAGUUGAUGAACUGAGAUGUUGAAAGAAGCACUAUUACUAAAUAACUACAUGUCAAAUAUAAGACUGCUUGAGGGACAGCACACAAUCUUCCAAAGUUGUCCUCUCUAUGCAGCCAUCAUUCUGUCAGAUGACCUUCACCCUCCUCUUCCUCCUCCGUGUUUACCUUUAAUGUGCCACGGCAUUUAUUUUCAUCUUUUAUUUUAACUGCACGUGUUUAGUUUUUUUGUAUUUGUAUUGUUCUUUGAACACUAAGGAUGUGAAGUGAAAUAUUUACCAAGUGUUUGUCUUCUAUUUUUGACAUUUUAAACACAAUACAAUAGUUGUAGUUUGUAUGGCCAACAUGCAGCAGCAUUGUCUUCAUGGCAUCACAUGAAGUUAUUCUGUGGAAAUAUUAUUGAUGAUGUUUUUGGUUCAGCUGUUGCCACAUGUAUUGAGACCGAUGUAAACAAGAGGUUAUGGACAUUAACUUGAAAGAGCAAUUAAUAUAUUUUGUAACAUGGCUGCAUUGGCUUGUACUGACUACACUGUAGUAAAGUAUAAAACGGAAAGAUGAAAUAUUUGGUAAAGUAAUAAAGACCAUAUACUGUUUAAACUGCCAAUGUCAACUUUAUUUUCAUUUAAAAAAUGUCAAUUGCU